AUGGAAAAAUUGGGAAACUUAUGGCCAGGGACUUAUUGCUCAUGGAAACCAGAGUGGGAUUCUCUGCCUUCCAUUGAAAGAUCAAAGCUUAAAGCUCGACAAGGGGUGCAGCAUGUUGGUUUGGAAGAGGUUGACAUAAAAGAUCCUGUCACUACGGAAAGUGUAACACCUGAUGGUAGUACAGUGGAUGAGAUUAUGUUAAGGGGAAACACUGUUAUGAGUGGUUAUCUUAAAGCCUUGAAAGCAACAAAGGAAGCUUUAAGAGGUGGAUGGUUGUGGAGCGGGGAUCUAGCUGUGAAACAUCCAGAAAAUUACAUCGAUCGAAGUGAAGGACCGGUUGAAAGAUAUAAUCAUCUAUGGGCGAGAGAACAUAAGUACAGUUGA
Prunus armeniaca (apricot) is the source of this 384-nucleotide messenger RNA. NCBI's taxonomy places the organism in Eukaryota, Viridiplantae, Streptophyta, Magnoliopsida, Rosales, Rosaceae. The record is from the annotation of a GenBank genome assembly.